Molecule: messenger RNA, 1779 nt
Organism: Aspergillus fijiensis CBS 313.89
Lineage: Eukaryota; Fungi; Ascomycota; Eurotiomycetes; Eurotiales; Aspergillaceae
Product: putative MYND domain protein
Exons: 1
Coding region: 1-1779 (592 amino acids)
Cellular component (GO): nucleus
Molecular function (GO): protein binding
Source: RefSeq, a predicted model, not a curated record
AUGCCAGCCCUGCAGGAACGAGCUGAUGUAACAACGCGGCUCUACGAAGAUCCUCACAAUCCACACCUUUACUAUGAGCGAGGUCUCGUGCAUGAGAAACUGGGAUUCCCCGAUCUAGCGUCGGCCGAUGCGUACCGCGCACUAUCUCUCCUCGACUCGGUCGUUGACCCGGACGGCUGCGAAUUUCACGCCCGACGCAGAUUUCACGACUCUCCGGAGAUCACGGAGUCAAAGGCUCGCGAUAGUAACAACGCUGCUGAUGACGCCGCCGCCGCCGACGACGACGACGACGAUGACCAGUUCACUCCACUUACGCAGUCCGAAUACGAUGCCCUCAUUCACCCCGUUUACGCCUUAUUAGUCCGCUCCCUCGUCAGCUGUGGCUGCUUCCGUGACGCAUAUGAAUUCUGUGCACGGGGCUUGGGUAGUAUUGGCAGCACUAGCGACAACCAGACCUCCUCAGACCGUGAAGCCCACGCCACCUUAGCGGCACAACUGGCGACAUUGCAACGGGAGUUCGCCCGCCGACGCAAUCUCCCUUCCUCUACCACGGAGAUCGUGAUUGACGAUCCCAGCGCCCUGCCGGCACAGGGUCUUGCCCGCCGCGUCCUCUACCCCUGGAACACGCACGAACCCGACCGCAAAUCCCCCGAGACUCUGGCCCUCCUGAACGGAAAGUUACGGACGGUGGCGCCCAAGUGUGAGGUCCGGGCUGUCGCAUUACCGGCGCUGCACUCUAUCACUAUCACCAAGCCGAACCCCUCUUCCUCCUCCGAACCACAAGACCAAGAACAAGAGCAACCAGAAGAAGUCAGCAUCCAACUGGGGCUCUUCGCCAAAGAAGACAUUCUGCCCGGCGAGACCAUCCUCCGCGAAAACUCGCUGUUGACCGCCACCAACCGUCUCCACGACGACCUGUGCGACGCCUGCAAUGGCCCGCUCCCGGAGCUCUCGGCCGACGCGCCGCCCGUGGCGUGCGCCAACGGCUGCGACGACACGAUCUUCUGCUCGCAGGCCUGCCACGACCAAGCCCAGCAGGUCUACCACGGGGCCGUGUGCGGGCUGAUGGAGAACCUCGAGUCCAUCGGCAAGGACAUCCCCGACCCGAAGGACAAGGCAGACUACCUAUAUCUGCUGCUGCUGGGGCGGGCACUGGCGAUGGCGGCGACGCAGGAGGUACAUCCGCUGGAGCUGGGGGAGGUGAAGUUCAUCUGGGGCGACUUCGUGGACUAUGGCCACCCCGACCCGCUGGACCCCGACCCCGGCGCAUCGGGGAAUGAUGGCACCCUCCCCUUCUCCUUCCAGCUCAACAUCCUCCAGCCCAUGCGCCUCCUCGAGGAGAUGGAGAUCGACCCCUACGCCCACCUCCGCCACUACGACACCUGGGUCCUCAACACCCUGUACGCCAAGUUCCGGGGCACCGCCUCCGGCCGCCUCUCCACCUGGGACGGCGGGCCCGAGCUCUGCGCCGUCCACCCCCUGUGGUGUCUGGCCAACCACUCGUGCGACCCCAACGUCCGCUGGGAGUGGGGCGGCGAGAUCACCUUCGUCGCCCGCGCGGAGGCCGAGCGCGCCGUGUGGAAUCUGCCCUCCGAGGCCGAUGCUGCGGCUGCGCCCACGUGUAGGCGGGUCGGGGCCGGGAUCAAGAAGGACGAGGAGAUCCUGAACCAUUACUGUGAUAUCGGGCUGGGGGUCAAAGAUCGUCGGGAGUGGGCCCGCGGCGCCCUGGGCGGCUUCUGUCUGUGUGAGAGGUGUCGGUUUGAGGCCGGGGAGAUGUGA